AUGUUGAAGUUUGUGCUGCUUUUAAGCUGCGUUGUUGCUGUCUUUGCACAGGAACGACUCACUGUGACAAUCCCACAAGGACAACUUUCAGGUAUCCGAGUGUCAACUGGAAUUUUACAGCCUCAUUUUUGGGCAUUCAGAGGCAUUCCUUUUGCUGAACCACCUGUUGGACAAUUGAGAUUCCGCAAUCCCGUAGCACAUCGUGGAUGGGGUGGCGUAUUAGACGCAUCAAGUUACGGACCAUCAUGCCCACACCGACCAUUAGCAGGCAUGCCUGUACCAAAUUCCGAUGAGGAUUGUUUAUACUUGAAUGUUUUUACACCGUCUACAACUGGAAAUCGACCUGUUAUGGUAUGGAUUCAUGGAGGAGCUUUUACAUUAGGCGAUGGAAGCAGUCAAAUUUAUGGACCGGAUUUUCUUGUGAAUGAUGGUGGAGUUAUUGUCGUAUCAAUGAACUAUAGACUUGGUAUAAUGGGAUUCUUGUCAUCUGGUGACGCAGCAGCUCAAGGAAAUUGGGCCAUGAAAGAUCAGAUUGAAGCAUUGAGAUGGGUCAGAAACAACAUCCAACACUUUGGCGGAAACCCUAAUUCUAUUACCGUAUUUGGAGAAAGUGCUGGUUCAGUCAGCGUUCACUAUCUUUUACUCACACAAAUGGGAGCAGGUCUGUUCCAGAGAGCCAUCAUGCAAUCGGGUACAGCUAAUGUUCCUUGGGGAUUCCAAACUGAUCCAGUUGCUCAAUAUACUGCUUUAGGACGAAGACUUGGACUCACUUGGUCUAGUUCACAAGACUUAGCCAAUCAAUUGAGAACAUUAUCAUGGCGCACAAUUAUGGAUGCACAGACAGGAUUGAUGGACAUGCCAGUUCCUCGAGGAUUCCAAUCAUUUGCAUGGGUUCCAUGUGUUGAACCUGCAAAUUCACCCGAAGAACGAUUCCUUGUUGAUACACCAGUCAAUAUAAUGACAAGAGGACAAGUUAUGACUGUUCCAAUGAUUAUUGGAUACACAAGUGAUGAAAGCUUAUUCAUGAUACGUGAAGCCUUGCUAGACAAUACCGUGUUUGAUCAAUUUGCUAACAAUCCACACUUCUAUGUCCCACAAUCAUACAACUUAAAUCCCGUAACACAAUCAGCUCAGGUCAAUGAAGUUGCAACAACAUUCCGAAAUUCUUAUAUGGGUGGACAACAUCCAAACGAUGCAAUUCGCUAUAAUUGGACUACAUACUGCACCGACCAUCAAUUUUCAUUCUUUGUUGACAGAAGUGUACGCUAUCAUGUUAGACGACAAACGCAGCCUAUUUAUUAUUACAAGUUUAGCUACGAUGGCUCAUUGAAUAUGAUGAAACGGUUGAUAUUGCUUGCUGAUUAUCCUGGUGCUAUGCAUGCCGAUGAUAUUUUCUACUUAUUCGAUGUCUCAAACUUCCCAAUGCCAAUCCUCCCCAACAACCAAGCAAUCACGAUAAGACGAAGAAUGGUCCGAAUGUGGUCUAACUUUGCAACAUUCGGUGAUCCAACUCCAGUCACAGAUUCUCUAAUUACAACUCGCUGGGCUCGAUAUACGUUGGAUGGUCAGAAUUAUUUGGAUAUUGAGGCUGAGUCAGUUAACAGAAAUAAUCCACAAAAUGGACGCUUAACACAAUGGCACACCUUCCAAGAUCGCUUCAAUCCAUCAUAUCCUGGUUAA
This is a messenger RNA of Chironomus riparius, 1680 nucleotides long. The record is from the annotation of a GenBank genome assembly. Lineage: Eukaryota; Metazoa; Arthropoda; Insecta; Diptera; Chironomidae.